Molecule: messenger RNA, 2668 nt
Organism: Delphinapterus leucas (beluga whale)
Lineage: Eukaryota; Metazoa; Chordata; Mammalia; Artiodactyla; Monodontidae
Source: RefSeq, a predicted model, not a curated record
GGCCUGAGGCGGCGUAGUCGCCUCAGGCUUCGCCAGGGGAGCGCCUCGGGGCCGGUGAGCCGCCGGACGUUCUGGCCCCGCCAUCGACGGGGACCGUGGCGCGGCCGGAGCGGUCCCUGAGGGCCGAGGGGAGGGUUUCUCGGGUCCCCACGAGCGCCGGGCCUGGCACGGCCCUGGCGGCCUGUGUGGGGCCGCGGGCCCUCAGGAGGGAGGGUGAGGCCCAGGCCCUGGCAUCCCUUUCACGCUCUCCCUUCCCCAAUCUGGGCGGGCGCCGCUCUCCGUCAGCCUCCCUCCCCCAGGGGUGGGCCGAGCUGGCCUCGGGGGAAGGGCGUAUCAGGCCCCCGGCCCCCGCCGAGGUCUCCUAAUACAUUACAACACAAUGUCAGGGCAGUUCUGUGACGCAGGCCCGGCGGGGUUCUGGAGAGCCGUGGGCCCAGGCGCUGUCAGGAGGGCGCAGCUAAAAAAAAAAAAACCCGAAAAACAAAUCGAUCUAGUGGCUUCUCCCCUGCCGCUGCGCCUGGGCUAUUUUCUUGUUGACUGGGCCUCGGCCCGCCCCCGCCCCCUGUGGGAGCCCCCCUGGGCGCCCGAGGUCCAGGCUUUUGGUUUGGGCAGGUGGCAGAUGAGGUGGUUUUUACUGAGAGAGGGGAUGUUGGAGGAAGAGGCUUGUUCGAGAUUCUGUUCUCUGGUUCAGUGUGAGACGCCUGGAUGCGACCUGCUCCUGCCUGGAAAAUCUCAAGCCCCCAGGUUUUCAGUGCGCGCCUGAGGUGGCAGUUUAUAUAAAGGAAGCACUGGGACCUGUGGCCACACCCUUCAAGAAUAAAAAAAUUUAGAAAAUGGAACCACCAUGUAUGUUAUGUGAAGAACAAGAGUCAGAACCACAGAAAAGCACAGAAGAAACCAAACAAGUAGACGAUGAAGAUGCUGAACUGAUCUUCGUUGGGGUGGAACAUGUAAAUGAAGAUGCUGAGCUGAUCUUUGUUGGGAUGACCUCAAAUUCAAAACCAGUCGUUUCAAACAUAUUGAACAGAGUUACCCCAGGUUCGUGUUCAAGGAGAAGACAGUCUGGUCACGUCAGAAAAGAUAAUGCUCACAAAUUGCGGCCUGUAAGUCAUGUGAUGCCUACAUCAGAAGCAAUGACUGUCUUACCAGUUUCUGACUCUGAGUCAAGAUCAACAGAUAGUCCUAUUAUUAUUGAGCCUUUGUCUAAACCUGAUUAUAAAAAUAAUUUACUACAAGUCGUGCCUAUUAGCUCUUCAGAGUUAUGUUCUCCUCCUUUGAUUACCUUCACAAGUUCAUUGCAGCAUCCAGUAGGAGCAGCACUUUCUAUAGGAGGUAUGAAUAAAAGUCCUCGUGUAACAAAACGACUUUCCACUUCUGAAACAAAUAGCACAAAUCCCCAAAGGCCUAAACUCAGUAAUGGAAUCUUAGGGGGACACUCUUUAGCUCUGGCCCCUUCAGGUAUCUUUCAUACAAUGACAGCUCAGCAAAGCACACCCUCAGACAGUGUUCAUACCUCAUUAAGCCAUGUUCAGAAUGGAGAACCUUGUCCAACAGCUUUUCCAAAGGACAGUGUUCAUUGCAAGCCUGUAAGUCCUUUUGGGGAAAACGGACUGGCAAAAACAGACUUUUCGAGUCUAACAAGUCAAAACAAGACUGUUGAUCCCACGAAAGGAAAUCUGAUCGUGUUACUUCGUGACUUUUACUAUGGACAGCAUACAGGAGAUGGGCAGCCAGAACAGAAGACUCACACAGCCUUUAAAUGCCUCAGCUGCUUGAAAGUUCUAAAAAAUGUCAAGUUUAUGAAUCACAUGAAGCACCAUUUGGAACUUGAAAAGCAGAGGAGUGACAGCUGGAAAAACCAUACUACCUGCCAGCACUGCCACCGCCAAUUUCCCACUCCCUUCCAGCUGCAGUGUCACAUUGAAAGUGUCCAUACUUUCCAGGAGCCCUCUGCAGUCUGUAAAAUCUGUGAGUUGUCUUUUGAAACAGAUCAGGUUCUCUUACAGCACAUGAAGGACAAUCAUAAGCCUGGUGAAAUGCCCUACGUGUGCCAGGUCUGCAAUUACAGAUCGUCAGCCUUUGCUGAUGUAGAAACACAUUUCAGAACAUACCACGAAAACACUAAGAAUUUGCUUUGCCCAUUUUGUCUUAAAAUUUUCAAAACUGCAACACCAUACAUGUGUCAUUAUAGAGGACACUGGGAAAAGAAUGUUCACCAGUGUUCCAAAUGCCGGCUACAGUUUUUAACUUUCAAGGAGAAAAUGGAGCACAAGACCCAGUGUCAUCAAAUGUUUAAGAAGCCUAAGCAACUGGAAGGAUUGCCUCCUGAAACGAAAGUUGUUAUCCAAGUGUCACUGGGACCUCUUAAACCAGGAUCAGUGGAAUUAGCAUCCAUUACUGUGAACACAUCUGAUUCUGAACCUUCACCCCCCAGGUCUAAAAGUAGAAUUUCAAAAAAACCCCAUUAAUUCUACUUUCAGUAAAUCUGAAGCAAAUACUUCAAAGUUAAAAACCCCACUAAAAACAAAAAAUCCAAAUCAUAACAUUAUUCAAUAACAUCAAAUAUAGUGAGACCAAUGGAUCAUUUAUGAGGUUUUUCUAAAAACUCAUGAAGUACAAUAUUGUUUGAUCUGAAUUUUGAGAUAUUAUUAAAAAAUAUAUUACCUGA